GGAGUUGCCACGUGGCACGGAGUGGGCCUGUUGCUGACAGACAGGACAGCCACGAUGCACGCUUGCAUGUCUGGCGGCUAUGGCUGCGCCUCACCUUUGCCACAGCCGAAGCCCUCAAAGUGCGCCUUUCGGGCAAUGACAUCCUUGUACGUGCGAACGUCGGUGUCUGGAGCUUUCUUCUCUUCGUCUUUGAGCCAUGUUCCUUGGAGAAAGUUAUGGGACCUACAGUUGCAAGAUGAUGGCCGCCGCUCAACCGCUCACUUUUUGUUUGCCGGUCGCUCUGCGUGUCACUUCAUCUCGGUUACGAAACGGAAGACGCAAGAUGAUGGGCUCCAGCACUCUGGAAGUCGAGCUAUGGCGACGGCGGGAAAUGAAAGACAGACUGGACCGCCUCCCUAUGAGCAAGAAAGGAGCGAGAGAUCCUAUGAGCAAGAAAGGAGCUACAGCCAAGCACAGCCACGUGGUCGAUUCAUCUACACUGUAGAGAUUCCUUCAGAUGGCAUGCCGGCCGGUUUCCCUGGUGGUAAGGACGGAUGGCGCGCAAUGUGGGCUUCCGGACCGUUCGACGCUGUCAUUCACCCUAAUCUUCCCCCAUUCCAGUCGGUACGUGAAGUGCUGCAGCGACCGCACCUCGUGACCAGGUUCUUCGAACGCAGGAGAACCACGAACAGUGGGAAAUUGCCAGGGACAGGGAAGGAGGAGGAGGAGGAGGAGGGCAAGAAGACGAAGAAGAUGCUUUAUCAACACCCACUAAGAUCAGGUGUGUCUUAUUCCAGGGCUGUCGAUCCGGAGAGGGGUGAUAAUUCGUUCCAGCGCAGUCCACUGCGGUACUUGGAAUCAACUGCGGUACCAGGUUCGGAACCAGGUGCGGAACCGGGACCAGGUUCGGGACCAGGUUCGGAACCAGGUUUGGAACCAGGUUCGGAACCAGGACCAGGUUCGGGACCAGGUUCGGAACCAGGUUUGGAACCAGGUUGGGAACCGGCUCGCGAGGACGACUGGGGGACCGAAGAGAUGGGACCAGGUUCGGAACCAUGCAUGCAGAUAUGGACGGUACCUGCACAACUACGGUCUCGUGAUGAAGUGCAAGCGGAUAUGGCCGCGCGUGGAAGGCAGAUCGCCUCUCAUAGUCGUGGCGGCGCUUUGCUGCUCGUAUCUGGCGGCCAUCCAAUGCGCAAGGCGCCAUUCGCGGAGCACUGGCUGCCUACAAACUCCUUCAAAAUGCUCAGAGAAGGUCACAGAAUGCGCCGAGAAGGGAUCUUGCCUCCACAGAUCGAGCUCUGGGCCGUGGAGAAUCCUUACGUCAAUCAUCCGAGCCGUUUCGAGAAGAAGCUCGAGACAGGCGCAGAGGCCAUCAUAACACAGCCUCCGCUGCUGCCGGACGCUUUCGGGCUCUGGUGGGAAGCUAUUGCACAACGAGGGCUGCUAGCUGAUACCAACGUCAUCGUCGGGGUCCCGUUCGUUACGUCCUACAGGAGUUUUGCAUUCUGGCUGGACCUGCUUGGUGCUUCGAAGCUUCCUGAAGGACGGGCCGAAGCAGAUAAGUUCAGGAGACAAUUGCAAACACUGGGUAGUGAUCCUGAUGGAAAGGCGCUCAUCAGAAGCUUCAGACGAAAGUGGAUCUUGAGUCUUAUGAGGAGGGUAAGGCAACUUCCUGGGGUUUCAGGAAUGCAUAUAAUGCCCGUAACAGCGGCAGGAUGGAGGGAUUUGCAAACGAUGGUGAAAGAUUACCCAGAAGAAUUUCAUUCAUCUUUAUUUUGACAUCAUAAUGAGUAAAAAAAAAAAAAAGGGGGUUUGUCAUGAUGUGUUCGUCACCCUAAAAGACGGAGUGAUACUCGAAAGCCAAUUAGGAUGCUGAAAAAAGAAAAAAAGAAAAAAAAAGAAAGAAGGAUGCUGCAUUGCCCCCUCCACGAGAUGGAAAGCACCAUCUAUCAGCCCUGGUGCCUAUCACUGCUGUUCGGUCCAAGUUGCCUGCCCGUUGGUAGGGCAAUGGUCCUGAGUGCUGGCCACACUGAGGUAGAAUAGUGGGAUCGGGGGUGCGCUAGGAGUAUUGACGUGAGGAUGGGUUGGGAGGUGGUCUCAUAUUCCAGGACACCCCCGGCUCACAGUUCCAGGUGAUCACUGUGCACACACUAACUGGCCUCUACAACACCCUGGACUUUUUAUAAUUAAAAAAAAAGAAAAAAAAAAGAAGAAGGAAAAAAAAGGGAUGAAAACGGAAAAAAAAAGUGAAAACAUUUCCUUGGGGAAUCCAUGGAAAGCACCAUAGGCCAAGAUUACCAGGGGCGAGAAAAAAGGAAUGGGCCCCGGGCGAGGACGGACGAGUCUUGUGAAUUUUGAAACCGCGAACUUCGUGGGAGGGUGGGAGAAGUCCGACUCUGUGUAACUGUGUGCAAUUAUUACCUGUUAGUGUGUGUGUGUGUGUGUGUGUGUAUGUAAUCAACUGCUUCCGUGGCC
Molecule: messenger RNA, 2457 nt
Organism: Chara braunii
Lineage: Eukaryota; Viridiplantae; Streptophyta; Charophyceae; Charales; Characeae
Source: the annotation of a GenBank genome assembly